Messenger RNA from Knipowitschia caucasica, 465 nucleotides. Lineage: Eukaryota; Metazoa; Chordata; Actinopteri; Gobiiformes; Gobiidae. The record is from the annotation of a GenBank genome assembly.
AUGGAGGGCAGAGAAGGCUCCCAGGGACAUAGAGACCAGAGGGGGGGUGCGGCUCUCUGCCUCAUCAGCCCAUCUCGGCACACACAAACUGGGAUUGCGGACUCCACUGGUGUCCCCUUAGCUUGGAUCUCCAGAUCUCGUCCCGUCUCCUGUUGUCGGAGCUGUUUGCAGAGAUUCUUCGUUGACAUCCGACUCUUGCGGUUCAUCAUCAGAGGACUCCGAUCAGUGGCCACCAGCAGCAGCAGCAGCAGCAGCAGCAGCAGCAGCAGCAGCAGCGGUAGCAGGCUUAACGAAGCUAAGCACACUGUCACGCUGUCAGAGGGAGCACCCAGCACCCGUGCACUCGCCCCCACCCACCCGCUGUCUGAGGUGGUCUUUGGGGUCAGCCGUCCACAGAGAGCAGAGACCGAGGACCCACUCCAUCCUAACAGGCAGCUUCACUCCAGUAUGCUGUUAGCGUGUUAA